AUGGUGGACGACGAACCUAACCAACACUCUGUGAAGAAUCUUCGGGCUACGAAAUGUACCUUUGCCGACACAGUAGCGGCUCAAGCGUCCUUUAAUGGUCUAGAGAAUCUGCAAACUGAUGGGCAUGAGUGGGCAUUCGAAGAACCUGAGAUUGAAUCUAACUCAGAGAUGGAGCCGCAGGAGAUUUCCGACGGAAGACCAAGGGUCACGUAUCCGAAAGAACUUCAGAGAGAAUGGUGUCACGAAUGGAGACGUGCGAUUAUCGUUAAGUAUCUAGGUAAAUACAUCAUCUUUAAUGUUAUGAACAACCGUCUACCAUCCAUAUGGGGGCUUCAAGGGCGAGUACAUCUCAUGGAUAUCGGCUACAAUUGCUUUGUUGCUCGCUUUGAGAACAAACAAGACUAUCUCCACGUUCUUCUCGACGGACCGUGGAAAAUUUUUGACAACUACAUUGCUACCCAACGUAGUGAACUAGAGUUCAAACCCAAAACGACGAAGAUUGCCAAGAUGGCCGUUUGGGUUAGGCUACCGGACUUGUCGGUUGAAUAUUUCAGAGAUGAUGCUAUAAAACACAUCCUAGAAAAUGUAGGGAAACCUCUCAAGUUGGAUCAUACUACAAUGGCAAGAGAGAGGGGAAAAUUCGCCCGUGCUGCGGUUGAAAUUGAUCUUAACAAAUCCCUGGUCUCUGAAAUAUGGGUCAGGAACACGGUGCAAAUCGUCGAAUACGAAGGCCUCCAUGUGAUAUGCUUUGGAUGUGGCAUUGUAGGACAUCGAGAACAAUAG
Messenger RNA from Ipomoea triloba (trilobed morning glory), 783 nucleotides. RefSeq lists its product as uncharacterized. The transcript has a single exon. The coding region runs from base 1 to 783 and encodes 260 amino acids. Lineage: Eukaryota; Viridiplantae; Streptophyta; Magnoliopsida; Solanales; Convolvulaceae. The record is from RefSeq and is a predicted model, not a curated record.